This is a messenger RNA of Aethina tumida (small hive beetle), 1652 nucleotides long. RefSeq names its product facilitated trehalose transporter Tret1. The coding region runs from base 188 to 1609 and encodes 473 amino acids. The transcript is spliced from 3 exons. Gene Ontology annotation, cellular component: membrane. The record is from RefSeq and is a predicted model, not a curated record. Gene Ontology annotation, biological process: transmembrane transport. NCBI's taxonomy places the organism in Eukaryota, Metazoa, Arthropoda, Insecta, Coleoptera, Nitidulidae. Gene Ontology annotation, molecular function: transmembrane transporter activity.
UAAAGUAUAUUAUGCAGCAUUGAGUUGAAACAAUUCCAUUUUAAUUUAGUAAAUUUAAAUAGACAUGUGUUGAUAAUUGUAAGACUUAAACAAAUUGUGUUGAGUGUUAUCGACACAGUGAUUCGUAAGAUAUGAUCGAAGUCUUUUAAAAUUUGUGCUAUUUAUAUAAGGAAAUUGAUAACUUACAAUGAAGUCACAGUCCAUAUUUUCCAUGUUCCAAGGAACAUUACCUCAACUAAUAGCGGUUCUUAGUGGAACAUUAGUUGCUGUAUCCGAUGGUAUGAACUAUGGAUGGACAUCACCAGUUAUACCAAUCCUACUGGGCGAAAAUAGUCACAUAAAGACCACAUUGCACGAAUGUGAAUGGCUCGAACAUAUCCUCAACAUUGGGGCGUUUUCUGGAUUGCCGGUUACCAUUUACCUGGUAGACAAAAUCGGGAGGAAAAAGUCUCUACUUCUGGCUUCAUUUUCCAGCUUACUUUGUUGGAUCAUAAUAGCUUUAGCUAAUAGAAUGGAGUACUUUUAUGUUGCCAGAUUUUUUUGUGGCAUGAGUGGUGACAUGGCUUUCGUUUCUGGUCCCAUGUACAUUGCUGAAAUUGCUGAUCAUAAGAUUAGAGGCUUUUUAUCUAGUUUAAUUUACCUUAUGAUGCUAUUCGGCAUAACUACGAUUUAUUCUAUUACUCCUUACGUACCCUUCGUAGUGCCAUCUAUUCUAGCUGGCAUUCUGCUCAUAAUUGAACUGAUUAUAUUUCCAUUUAUGCCUGAGUCCCCUUAUUAUUUAUUGUAUAUAGGCAAACGAGAAGAAGCUAAAAAAUCACUGGAAAAGUUUAGGCCAAACGGUAAUGUGGAACAGGAACUAGACGAAAUAGCAGCAGCAAUUAAAAGACAAAAGAGCGAAAAAGGCCGACCUCAAGACCUCAUUCUCGUUAAAAGUAACAGAAAAGCCCUAAUCAUUCUAGCUAUCCUAAACGGAGCUCAACACUUCAGUAGCAUCAGUGUUAUGAUUAUGAAUGUGCAUUUAAUUCUUGAAGCAGCCGGUUCUAUUUACAUAGAAAAAUCAUUGGCAGCCAUAAUUUUUGCUGUUAUUAUGCUAAGUGCUGCUACCGUUUCUUCGUUUUUCAUGGACAAGUAUGGACGAAAAGUUUUAUUGAUUACUUCUUCAAUUCUUACGGGAUUAUGUUUGUUGGCACUAUCCAUUUAUUUCACGCUAAAAAAUUCCGGAGUUGAUGUUUUAUUUGUUAGUUGGAUACCCAUAGUUUCAGUUAUGGUGUACGCAUGUGUUUUCAAAUUAGGUUUAGGUAUGGUUCCAAUUGUUUUAACAGCUGAAUUAUUCCCAGCUAAAAUGAAAGCCAUGGGAAUGACAUUAGCUGAUGCCAUGUACGUUAUUUUUUCAAUGAUUUCUAUUUAUUUGUAUCAAUGGCUGUCUCAAUCUUAUGGAAUUCAUGUGCCGUUCUAUUUGUUCUCGGCCAGUUGUUUUUUCACAGCAAUGUUUACUGUCUUGUUUAUUCCCGAAACAAAAGGGAAAACUUUGGAGGAAAUUCAGUUUAUUUUAAAGGGAGAAAUUCAUCCAAAAGAUAUUGAAGAUUUUGACACGAAAAGUGUAAGCUAAGAUUAAUAUGAACUUUAAUUGUUAAUAAAUAUACAUUGUAUAA